Cottoperca gobio is the source of this 3537-nucleotide messenger RNA. It is a transcript of the gene tomm70, whose product is annotated as translocase of outer mitochondrial membrane 70 homolog A (S. cerevisiae). Gene Ontology annotation, cellular component: mitochondrial outer membrane. The transcript is spliced from 12 exons. The record is from RefSeq and is a predicted model, not a curated record. Bases 120 to 1889 code for a protein of 589 amino acids. Lineage: Eukaryota; Metazoa; Chordata; Actinopteri; Perciformes; Bovichtidae. Gene Ontology annotation, molecular function: transmembrane protein transporter activity; protein binding. Gene Ontology annotation, biological process: protein import into mitochondrial matrix; protein insertion into mitochondrial inner membrane.
AUGAUCCCUCUGUGUGACCUCGUAGAGCAGGAAGCAGUACGCGAAGAAGAAGCAGCGCUCCUCGCUCACGCUGCUGUCUGCUGGUGGUUACUGGCUAAGCUCUCGUUCGGUUGUACAUCAUGGCUUCUUCUAAGCCAGUGGAGCCGCAGUCCGGGACGGGUCUCCCCCGCUGGCAGCUGGCCCUGUUGGUCGGGACUCCCAUAGUGCUGGGGGUGGGGGCGGUUUACCUCUGGAACCGCAGCAAGACGAAGGAGAGUAAAGGGACCGGGGAGCGGAAAACUCCAGAAGGCAGCGCGAGCCCCGUGCAGGGCCAAGACUGCCAAGACGGCUCCGCUCCGGCCGGCCGGGAGCCGGACCUGGUAACGGAACCGACAAUGACUGCUAAUAGCCCGUUGGAUCGGGCCCAAGCAGCAAAGAACAAGGGCAACAAGUACUUCAAGGCCGGCAAGUAUGAGAACGCCAUCCAGUGCUACACAGAGGCCAUCGCUCUCUGCCCCACAGAGCAAAAGACCGAUUUGUCAACAUUUUACCAGAACAGAGCAGCAGCCUACGAACAACAGAUGAAAUGGACAGAAGUGGUGCAGGACUGCUGUCAGGCUGUGGAGAUGAAUCCACGCUACAUCAAGGCUCUGUUCAGGAGGGCUAAGGCUCUGGAAAAACUCGACAGCAAGAAGGCGUGCUUAGAAGACGUCACAGCGGUGUGUAUUCUCGAGGCCUUCCAGAACCAGCAGAGCAUGCUGCUCGCAGACAAGGUGCUGAAACAACUGGGAAAAGAGAAGGCUAAAGAUAAAUACAAGAACCGUGAACCCAUGAUGCCUUCUCCUCAGUUCAUCAAAUCCUACUUCAGCUCGUUCACCGAUGACAUAAUCUCACAGCCGCUGCAGAAGGGGGAGAAGAAAGAUGAAGACAAGGACAAGGAGGGCGAGGCAGCCGAUGUCUCCGAGAGCUCUGGAUACCUGAAGGCAAAGCAGUACAUGGAGGAGGAGAACUACGAUAAGAUCAUCAGUGAAUGCACCAAGGAGGUCGAGUCAGGAGGCCGGUACACUGCGGAGGCGCUGCUGCUGCGUGCCACCUUCUACCUGCUGAUUGGAAACGCUACUGGUGCUCAGCCGGAUUUGGACCGAGUGAUAAACAUGCAGGACGCCAACGUGAAGCUACGAGCCAACGCUUUGAUCAAGCGGGGCAGCAUGUACAUGCAGCAGCAGCAGCCCAUGCUCUCCACACAAGACUUCAACAUGGCGGCCGACAUUGACACGCGCAACCCCGACGUCUACCACCACCGGGGGCAGCUGAAGAUCCUGCUGGACCAGGUGGACGAGGCGGUGGGAGACUUUGAUGAGUGCAUCGUGCUGCGGCCGGACUCGGCUCUCGCCCAGGCUCAGAAAUGCUUCGCUCUUUACAGACAAGCGUACACUGGGAACAACCCGUCACAAGUGCAGAUAGCCAUGGACGGCUUUGAGGACGUCAUCAGAAGGUUCCCCAAGUGUGCCGAGGGCUACGCUCUGUAUGCUCAGGCUUUGACCGAUCAGCAGCAUUUUGGAAAAGCCGACGAGAUGUAUGACAAGUGUAUCGAACUGGAACCAGACAAUGCUACCACAUAUGUCCACAAGGGUUUGUUACAGCUUCAAUGGAAACAGGACCUUGACUUGGGCCUCGAGCUCAUCGGUAAAGCCAUUGAAAUUGACAACAAAUGUGACUUUGCCUAUGAAACUAUGGGAACCAUUGAAGUUCAAAGGGGAAAUCUGGACCGGGCAAUAGAUAUGUUCAACAAGGCGAUCAACCUGGCCAAGUCUGAGAUGGAGAUGGCCCAUUUGUACUCGUUGUGUGACGCAGCGUACGCCCAGACAGAAGUAGCGAGAAAGUACGGGCUGAAACCUCCGACACUGUAACGUCUCUGCCAACCCAUCGCCAAUCUCAAUCUUAAUUGCUGAAUUUAACUGUUUAAACUCUCUGACUUAACUUUUGAUUAUAGUACUGGAUUAUAAAAGGAAGAGCCCUGACUAAAUAUAUAUCUAUGUAUAGAUAUGUAUUUUACACACUGUGUUUACGUCACAUUAAUGGGGUUUGUUAUCAUGGAAAGAAGGAUUUCUAUUCACUAACAAGGCUACGAUCCUGGCCUCCGUUUGAUUUGGUGGUUUGUCAGGUUCAGGGCUCUUAACCGACGCAGCCCUCUGCUGACACUUAAAAGGAUAGUUUGGAUGUUUUUGAGUGUAGUCAGUGAAUAACUUACAGUAGAAGCAGAAAGCUAAACAUUGUACUGCUGUGGACGCCAGGCUCCAUUGACAAAAACAGUCAUUUAACCUCACAGAAUGCUGGAGCUGCUGGUGUACCGCUGGCUCCAUCUGUUGGUUAGUUUGUGUUAUUGUGUGACUUUGGUGAAUCUGAACUAACCCUUUAAAACAAGAAGUCACACAAUAACACAAACUAACCAACAGAUGGAGCCAGCGGUACACCAGCAGCUCCUGCAUGCUGUGAGGUUAAAUGACUGUUUUUGUCAAUGGAGCCUGGUGGCUUUGAAGAAAGCAUAGAUAACUACUUCCCUAAAUAUUCUAUAUUUAGGGUACACUGGUAUUACGUCCACAGCAGUACAUUGUUCAGCUUCCUGCUGGUACUUCCUGUCAGUUGCUACAGUAGAGAAUCACCUCGUACUACCACACCUUUUGAAAUAUCUAAACUAUCACUUUGACUCGAGCACAACAUUGUCAUCGGACCGUUUAAUUGCUCAGAAUAAAGAGAAAGAUAUCUAGAGAGAAACAAACAUGAAUGGCCAUGUAUACAUGUCUAAAUGGAAAUGAAUAGUAACUAUGUGAAAUGUAAGUGAACUGAAAUGUGCGCAGUCUGUUGAAACAUUUACUGACUUUAAGAGCUUUACAUGGUUCUAAUGGACUGUUCACGUGUUAAUUUAUGCUGAUCUAAAGUGUUUCCCCGGCUCCUUUUCAUAUGUAACAUACACUAUCAGUUCUGAAUGCAAGAUUAAAAUUAUAGUCAAAUGUGUAAUGUCUGUUUGUAAUGCUGGAUUUGUUCCCAUGGAUACGGGGCUAAGAGGUUAGUUUAGCAUCCUUAAAUGUUUAGCAUUUUUAAUCAUGGGAUUGCCUGUUUUUCUUUUUUAUACUUUGUGCAGCAUGUUCACUUUAUAAAUAAAUGUAAAUGCAAUGUUCGUGCUGUCUUGAACACUAGGAAACCCCCAAUUAUAAAACCAUCUUGAUUAGAAAACUUAACCAACUUAAUGUAUUUUAGUUUUCUUGAAACUUGUUUUUUAAUUGUCAGAUGUCACAAGGGAUUGGGUAUUCAGUGAUGUUCUUUUUCCUAGCUCACGUUAAAUGAGAAACUUGAUUUUCUAUUUUAUUGUAAAUGUUUAUUUUUCAUGCAACAUUACAUAUUUUGACAGUAACCUUAAAGAGUGGUUUUAUUUUCUGUCCUAUUCCAAGUAUAUUCUCACAACUCGAGCCUUAUUGCUUCUUGGUUCGGUGUAUGAUUUGGUUCUCGAGUAGCGAAAAAUAAAAUUAGCCAUCACUCCUGAAUGUGUGUAACAUUUUC